Zea mays is the source of this 6461-nucleotide messenger RNA. RefSeq lists its product as uncharacterized. The transcript is spliced from 17 exons. NCBI's taxonomy places the organism in Eukaryota, Viridiplantae, Streptophyta, Magnoliopsida, Poales, Poaceae. Gene Ontology annotation, cellular component: chloroplast. Gene Ontology annotation, molecular function: translation release factor activity. The record is from RefSeq and is a predicted model, not a curated record. The coding region runs from base 4211 to 5731 and encodes 506 amino acids. Gene Ontology annotation, biological process: translational termination.
ACGACGCUGGGAGACCCGAACGAGCGAGGACGAGCGCCCGCAACACCGAUGCGCCGCCGCCCCCUGGCCCUAGCGCCUCGCGCCGUCGCUCCAUGGCCGGUGGCCCUAGCGCCCCGCGCCGCCGCUCUGUGGCCGAUGGCCCUAGCCCUAGGCGCCGCCGCUCCGUGGGCCGUGGCCCUAUCGAUCAUGCCGGAGCACCGCCCACCGGCUAGCUGGCAGCCCGCAGCCGCCACGGCACCACGCGUCCGACUCCCACGUGGCCAUGCCUCGUCCUCCGUGCUCGCCUAGCCGCUAGCAGCCUAGCGCGACAGUCGGCAGUCAUGAAAAACUUUUGAUUUCGCCAGGAGACAAACAUGCUACAUACCCUCAUAAGAAUAUGAAUAUUGAGGAGGAACCCACAAACAAAGAAGAUCAUAUAUUGAAUGUGUCACAUACAGAAGGUCAUGAAAACCUUUUGAUUUCGCCAGGAGACAAACAUGGUACAUCCCUUCGUGAGGAUGUGAAUAUUGAGGAGGAACCCACAAUCAAAGAAGAUCAUAUAUUGAAUGUGUCACAUAUAGACGGUCAUAAAAACCUUUUGAUUUCGCCAGGAGACAAAUAUGCUACAUUCCCUCAUGAGGAUGUGAAUAUUGUGGAGGAACCCACAAGUAAAUAAGAUCGUAUAUUGAAUGUGUCACACACAAAGGGGUACAUUUAUCAGCUAUUCCAAAUUUUAAAUAAUAAAAUAAAUCAAUUUCUACUUUUAUUACCUGAAAUUAAUUUCUAUUUGUUUAAGUUAGUGAUAUGUGUUUAAUUUGCAUUUGCAGUCAUAAAACCUUUUUACAGUUUAUGGCUGAAAAUGAUAUGUCUACUGGUGUUAUCUUAUAUGAUGACGUAAAGGAUUGUAUGAUAACAGUUAUUGUAAGAGAAAUGAGUGUAGACUUUCUAAAUUACAUUUUUAAUAAAUUCGAGAGAGGAAAGUGUUGGAGUGAUGGCUGAGAAUUAAGUGAUAUGGAAAUGGAAGUUGAAGCAAGAAGAAAGUUUGUCAUUACCAAGGAGGCUGACGCAGAUCUUACUGUUGAAGAUGACACACAAAAUAUAUUUGUUCAUCUUGGUUUUCUGGUACCGUAUUAUAAAAAAGGAAACUCAAUCCAGCAUUUUUUGAUUCCUUCGGAAAAGAUAUAUUAUACUUUUCUGAUCUUAAGAAUUUUUCAAUAAAAUGGAAAAGGUUUGUCAAACUCAUUAGAUCAGCGUUAGCUUUGAAAGCGCCUUUGGUCAGAUUAACCUUAAUCUGUGAGAUGUCUACAAUUAUCGUAUUGCAGCUUUAAUUAUCUAAUUCUGCAUAUUAUUAAGUAUUAUAAAAAAAUGUCAAGAUUGACGUGCUUCAGUAAAAUGGGUUAUGCCACACAGACAGGUCUACCACUACAGGAACAAUAUCUCUUUAAGGUAUUUUUAUGAUAAGUGGUGUUGUAACUUAUGACACGUAAUGUGGUAUUUAAGAAACUUCGUUAAGCAUGUCCUGACCUACGUAAAAGAGUAGAGGAAAUGCUGAAGGAAGUUUCUUCAAUACCACAUUACGUGCCAUAAGUUACAACACCACUUAUCAUAGGAAUACAUUAAAGAGAUAUUGUUCCUGUAGUGGUAGACCUGUCCGUGUGGCAUAACCCAUUUUAUUGAAGCACGCCAAUAUUGACAUUUUUUGAUAACACUUGAUGAUAUGCAGAAUUAGAUAAUUUAAGCUGCAAUGCGAUAACUGUGGACAUCUCACAGAUUAAGGUCGAUCUGAUCAAAGACGCUUUUAAAGCUAACACUGAUCUAAUGAGUUUGACAAACAUUUUCCAUUUUAUUAGAAAUUUCUUAAAAUCAUGAAAGUAUAAGAUAUUUUUUCUCAAGGAAUAAAAAAAUGCUAGAAUUGAGUUUUCUUUCUUAUAAUACGGUACCAGGAGACCAAGAUAAACAAAUAAAUUUUGUGUGCCCUCUUCAACAGUAAGAUCUGCGUCAGCCUACUUGGUAAUGACAAACUUUCUUCCUGCCUCAAUUUCUAUUUCCAUAUCACUUAAUUCCCAGCCAUCACUCCAGCACUUUCUUUCCUUAAAUUUAUUAAAAAUGUAAUUUAGAAAGUUUAGACCCAUUUCUCUUCCAGUAACUGUUGUCAUACAAUCCUCUACGCCAUCAUAUAAGAUAACACCAGUAGACAUACCAUUUUCAGUCAUAAACUGCAAAAAGUUUUUAUGACUGCAAAUGCAAAGUAAACACAUAUCACUAACUUAAACAAAUAGAAAUUAACAUGCUUAUUAAAACGACGUUAAAACGACGUUUAAACGUCGUUUAAACUAUAAAACGCUGACAGAAAGUGAAACGACAACGUUUUACGAUUCGUCGUAAAACGUCGUUUAAACGUCGCGUUUUGACGUUUAAACGCGUUAUAGAGUGAAACACCGCGUUUCGGGCGUUUAAUGCGUCUGCUGCUAGAAAUUGGCCCAACCUAAUUAGAAACUCCCGCCCAGCCCGCCCAGGCCGCCGCUACAGGCCGCACUAUCACCAGCCCAAUUAGGAACUCGCGUUCUCACCAGCCGCCGCACUCCAGGGCGCGCUCCAGCCUCCAGGCCGCCGCUGCCGCUGCUCCAACCCUCCUGCGCCGCCCGUCCGGCGCCGCCAGGCCCGCCUCUGCGUGCCGCUGCUCCAGGCCACCGCCGCUCCAGGCAGCUGCUCUCCAGGCCGUCCUCCCUCCAGGGCGCUGCUCUCGAGGCCGCUCCAGGCCGCUGCUCUCGAGGCCGUCCUCCAGCCCCGCCUCAGAGCCUCUGCGUGCCGCCGCGCUCCAGGCCGUCCUCCCUCCUGCGCCGCCCGUCCGGCGCUGCCAGCCCCUCCAGCCCCGCCUCUGCUGUCCCACUGCGGCAGGACUACAAAGUACAAAGAUUUGCUACUGCAUUCCUCACCUUGAGGAGUAUACAUAAGCACAAGGAUGUAUCCCCACGAGGUUGUUUGGUAUUUGACUUGAUAUAAUUGCCUGAAAUUAUGAUAUAUUGAAAUUUCCCUAUGUUGUUUAAAACUACGUUUAAACUUUGUUUAAACCGUUUAAAAGUUAAAACUCACCCAUGAGCGUUUCAACGUUUCGUCGUUUUAAUAACCUUGGAAAUUAAUCUCAGGUAAUAAAAGUAGAAAUUGAUCUAUUUUAUUAUUUAAAAUUUGGAAUAGCUGAUAAAUGUACCCCUCUGUAUGUGACACAUUCAAUAUAUGAUUUUCAAUAUAUGAUCUUCUUUGAUUGUGGGUCCUCCUCAAUAUUCACAUUUUUUCAGCAGUGGCUAUAUACACACACACACACACACUACUAUUAAGGCUGUAAGGGGUAGGCUGCCUCCCCUGGUUCUGCCUUCAGCCAAUCUGCACCGUCCAUCUAUAUGCGUCAAAUCAUCACCGUCCGUCUCGUCGCCUCCGCUUCAAGCCUCCUCCAUCCAUCGAUCGCAACUGCUCCUCUCCGCUCCCCUCUUCCUCAACAGCUAGAUCCUCCAUCAGGCUUCAUUCGCGCCGUCGUCGGCAACGGCUCCGGCCUUCCCACGCCGCCGUCCAACCUCCCCCCGACUCUCCUCCCCACACCGCCGCCGCUCCCACCGCCCGCAAAAACACCACGCACACGGGCGCGGGCGCGGAGACCGACCACCACGGCACCACCUCCUCCUCCGGUUGCCUCCGGCCUCGCCAUCCCUCUGUCCUCGACUUCCCUCCGUCCUCCCGGUCUCCAGCCUCCCGGACCGGAAGCUCCACGUGGCGCGACAGCUCGUCUCUGUCGUCUAUGGCGGCGGCAGAGGUGUACUCGCCGACCGCGGCGGCGCAGCAGCAGAGGGAGAAGGCGACGUCGCAGGUGUGGCGGGCGGUGGUGGGGUGGAUCGGCUUCCUUGUUCAGGUUCUGCUUCAGAUCCUCCGGGGCACGCCGUCCUGCGCCCAACUCUUUCCUUCGGCGGCGUCCGGUACCCGCUCCUCUUCGGGCCUGCGGCCUCGAACUCGUCGCCGGAGGUGGCCUCCGUCCGUCCAGCUCUGAGGCGGGCCCAUGGAAAUCGUUGCCAUAUCAGAUCAGCUUCGCCACGGACCCCAUCUGCGACCCCCGGUGACGCGCUCCGCCCACAGCUCUGAGGCGGGCCCAUGGAAAUCGUUGCCAUAUCAGAUCAGCUUCGCCACGGACCCCAUCUGCGACCCCCGGUGACGCGCUCCGCCCACCGCCCACCGCCGCCCGGGAAUGGCUCGAGCGCUGCUCCUGCUGCGAGUAGCUGUAGCUCGCUACCCUCCUCUCCCGGCCUCACCCGCGCUCCUCCAGCCGCAGCCGCUGCUGCGCUGCCACGCGCCCUCCCAGUACAAAUCCCAGCUCCGCUUCCUCUCCUCCCUCUCCUCGUCCGUGCCCAACAGCUCAGAUGCUCCCAGCGACGGCGGGGGCGACCGCGACGGGGAAGAAGAUGGCGCGAAGAGUGGCAGCCACGUCGAUUACUUGGGGAUGAGCGACGAGGAGCUCAUGGAGCAGUGCGAUAUGGGCACGUUCAAGGCGUCCGGCCCCGGCGGCCAGCACUGCAACAAGCGCGAGUCCGCCGUCCGGCUGAAACACCUUCCCAUCGGCAUCAUCGCCCAGGCUGUGGAGGAUCGAUCACAACAUAAGAACCGAGCGUCUGCUUUAUCUCGGCUUCGAACCCUGAUUGCUCUUAAAGUUAGGAGGCCGAUAAACCUGGAAGACUACACUCCACCUGUUGAGCUUCUUCAGAUAUUACCCCUGAAGUCCAGCGUUAGAGGAAAUGAUGUUGGCCCCCAAAUCGGUCCAAAUAACUCAAAAUUUUCUCCAGGAAUGCAAGCAUUAUUAGACCUGCUGUUUGCUGUUGAAGAUUCUGUAUCAGAUGCAGCAAAGAUUUUAGGCCUAAGCACCGGUGCUUUGUCAAGAUUGAUUCUGUCAGAUGAUUCUCUCCGAACGGCCGCGAAUGAACUGCGAGCUUCGAAGGGCACCGGUGCUGUACUACGUGCUCCUGACGUUGCAGGACAGCGUGCACAAGGUCUUCUACGCCGUCGUCGAGGCCGCUGCAGUUCGCGCAGACAACAGCCAUCUUGGAGGUAUCUAAUUCCAAUAUUGUAUGUCUCGGUUGAACUUGUGAAGGCGUUGCAAGCACAUAUCAUUAACUGGGAUAUUCAUAUGUUUGAUGAGGAGAUCGGCAAUACCACUCAGGGUGGCAAGUUUGACCAUGCAGAUCGUUUGUUCCAAAGCAUUGAGAACGCUUACAUAAAUAGCUUAUCAAAUACAAGAUGGGGAACCUAUAGGCGAUGUUGCUCUCCCUCCAUGGGCAAAGGCUUAGCAUUGCAAAGAACAACUUCUGCGUACAGUUAUGUAGCCCAGCUUCAUAACUUGAAGGAUGAUAACUCAAGUGACGAGUUUGACAAAGAUUCUAUUGAGAGUGAUGAUAGAUCUCUUGAAGAGCUAAGCUGGGAGACACUAGAACUUCUUGUGGUACCUCAUAUAUUCAGCAUCAGACGAAGCACAUGGAGAUCAACCUUCACUUCGUCCGUGAGCGUGUCGCCGACGGUGAUGUUCGCAUUCUCAGCAUCCCGACCACUUCGUAGUUUGCCGACAUUUUCACCAAGGGGCUGCCGUCGAGUGUAUUCACUGAGUUUCGAUCUAGUCUCAACAUCUGUACAGGAUAGAAUUGAGACUGUAGGAGGUGUUAGACUCCUGCUAAGGGUUAGGCCUGGGCCUUCUUGUAUUUACCUGAUUACCCCUAUGUAAUGGGCUUGGCCCACCUAACUGCCAUAUAUAAAUUAAUAUAAUUUACACCCAACUCUAGAUUAGGGUUAGGGUUUCAUAUUCCAACUCCCUGUACUGUAUUUAAUAAAUACAUGAACUCCAUUCAACAGUUUAGAAAAAGAAGCAUUACUAAAUAUGGUUAUUAACAUGCCCAGCUUGUUUAAGACCAACAGUCAUAUUAACAUGUCCAACUUGCUUAAUACCAAGAUGCAGGUAUCCAAGCUCUGUGCUACCGAUUAAUUGCUGAAAACUGAACUUGGGUUCAUGUUAAAUAUUCCCAAGGAAAUAUAAUUGGGCAACGGUGUGUGUAUAUGUUCAGAUUCAGAAAGUGAGGACAAUAUAGCGUUUGCAGCAGUGGUCGUCGCCCUGUGCAGGGAGGGCCUGCUGAUCAGAGAUCAAGAGGGAAAGCAGAAGACACGUUGUGCCGGGAGGAAACACACGACGAAGUAGAGACUUAGAAGCAAUAAGCUAAAUAUUUAGACAACUUUAAUUCGAGCACUCCAAGAGGUGUCUCAAACAACUGGUUAAUUCGUUUUAUGACCAAAAGAGGAAAAAUGGCCAUCUAAUAGUUUUGUAAAACAACUCCCUAAAGAUAAGCACUUGCUUAAUCUCCCCCUCAACUCGCCAACAUGUGUGUGCCUUCUGCGCUUGCUAUUUGCUUGGGUAGUUUUGUAAAACAACUCCCUAAAGAUAAGCACUUGCAUAAUCUCCC